Molecule: messenger RNA, 1291 nt
Organism: Peromyscus maniculatus bairdii (prairie deer mouse)
Lineage: Eukaryota; Metazoa; Chordata; Mammalia; Rodentia; Cricetidae
Source: RefSeq, a predicted model, not a curated record
GGAAACUGUCUCAAGGCAGUUUGCUCUGGUUUGAAACCCCCCUUUAUUAACACCAGUGAUUUCAUCACCAGCACCCAAAUCCUAACGCCUGGAUUGGGAUCAAAUAACCCAGAAAAGCUCCCACCGCAGUCUGGGCACUGGAAGGCUGGCCAGCUUCCUGGCUUUCCACUUGCUAAUUUUUUCAAACUGAACACUUGUCCUUAUGCUAGCCGUCCUUGACCAAUCACUCGCACUUCCUGCUUUAUCCCCACUUAGGGUUUUCUCUGUUGUUGUUCUUUUUCCGACAGCCAAGGUCACAAGGGCUGUGAUCACCUUGCAGCCUCCAUGGGUCAGUAUUUUCCAGAAGGAAAAUGUCACUUUAUGGUGUGAGGGCCCCCACCUGCCUGGAGACAGUGCCACACAGUGGUUUAUCGACAGCACACUCCUUCAGAUCUCCACGCCUAGACACAGUAUCACUAAAGCCACUUUCAAGGACAGUGGUGAAUACGGGUGCCGGACUGGUCUCUCAAUGCCAAGCGACCCUGUACAGUUGGAAAUCCACAGAAGUUGGCUGCUACUCCAGGCCUCCUGCAGAAUCCUCACAGGAGGAGAACCUCUGACUUUGAGGUGUCAGGGCUGGGAGAACAAGCUGGGGUACAAUGUGAUUUUCUAUCGAAAUGGAAAAUCCUUUCACUUUUCUCGAGAUUCUGAGGUCACCGUUCCGGAAAGCAACUCGAGUCACAAUGGCAUCUAUCACUGCUCAGGCAUGGGAAGAACCCAAGGCUACACCUCUGCCGGAGUGUCUGUCACCGUGAAGGAGCUAUUUGCAGCGCCCGUGCUGAGAACGACCUUGUCAUCUCCCGUCCUGGAGGGGAGUCUGGUCACCCUGAGCUGUGAGACAAAAUUGCUCCUACAGCGCCCUGGCUUGCAGCUUCUCUUCUUCUACGCGGGCAGCAAGAUCCUGGAGGAGAGGAACACAUCCUCAGAGUACCACACAGCAAGUGCUGGAAGAGAAGAUUCUGGAUUAUACUGGUGUGAGGUAGCCACAGCGGACGGCAGUGUCCUCAAACGCAGCCCUGAGUUGGAGCUUGGAAUACUUGGUGAGCUGGAGGGACGGCCCGGCAGCGCCGUCCAAGUUAAGGCCCGAUUCGCACAUGUUUAUCCAGAACUCUGGCAGGAGCGAAAUGAUCUAGAUUGGGUCCGCGGCAGCAGAAAGCAUGUGGAAGAAGGCCGUGCGUGCCCGGUUCCCCCGGUGCAGGGAAGGGCGCCCACUCGCGGGCGGACUCAGCUGAUUGACUUCACAGCGGCGUGA